AUGCACGAAACUGGCCGACCAGAAGAAUUUAUGAGCAAAAAGCUCAUCUCUUUUUGCUUAUUGUCAAUUGUGUUCACCAUCGUUCUUCUAUUUGGAACGCCGAUACCACCACCUACUGGUAUAGAUGGACCAGCCAGUCCCGUACCGGCAAGCACGAACCAACUUGAAGGUCGCUAUGCGAUUACAACUUUUCUAGGAUUGCGUGGGGAUGGAAAGGGCCAGGGCGAUGACUCGGAUACGGAAUACGUUAAUAUUCGAACACUGGUGUACCAGUUACUUCAUGCCCCAAGCACCAAGCUACAUGAAGUAGUCCCGAUCGUCGUCCUCGUGAAUGAGAAUGUGCGGGAAAGCAAACGUCAAAGACUCCGGGAAGAUGGUGCUACUAUUGUGGAAGUUGAGACUAUCUCUAAUGAUCGUUGGGGUGACAUGGCGACCAGGCUGCGUAUUUUCGAUCCCACAGUUGUGCCCUAUGAGAAGAUCCUUUUCAUCGAUGCCGAGACUGUUUUAACCCUUCCGAUCGACAAAAUCUUCAAUGAUCCCAGUACUAAGCAGAUUUACGUUGAGCAUGAUUCUCAAAAUGCGCCAGACAAGGUGGAUCGACUACCAGAGAAGUUCGUCAUGGCGGCAUCACCUGUGAUGGCUAGAGAUGUCGGAUCGGACUCGGCAAGAGCAGACAUUCCAUUCUGCAACGGGCUCUUCUUAUACUCACCUUCCAGAGAUCUGUUCAGCUACUACCAAGAUUUGCUUGGUGAAUCUGAGCUGUAUCACACGGAUGAUGAAGGUCAUGAUCUGCUGAAUUAUGCUCAUCGCCGGGGAGGACCGAUGCCCUGGCAGAAUCUGCGUGGAUCGUGGUACUUGAACUGGCCUGGAGAUAAUGAUUUGAAUGGGAAGACACCACUGUUGCAUACAAAAUGGCAGGCUCGAGAUGGAGAGGCGUCAUACUCUAAUAGUGCUGUGGGUAAAUAUGCCCAAGCGCGGAGGUGGGAAAUGGAGGGAUACUGGAUUGGAAAGGAUGAAGCUUUCAUGUAG
Molecule: messenger RNA, 1029 nt
Organism: Penicillium malachiteum
Lineage: Eukaryota; Fungi; Ascomycota; Eurotiomycetes; Eurotiales; Aspergillaceae
Product: putative glycosyl transferase family 8 family
Exons: 1
Coding region: 1-1029 (342 amino acids)
Biological process (GO): protein N-linked glycosylation
Molecular function (GO): glycosyltransferase activity
Source: RefSeq, a predicted model, not a curated record